AUGACUAUGUCCGGCGUAACGACAUGCUUGCGUUUCCCGGGUCAGUUAAAUGCUGACCUACGUAAACUUGCGGUAAAUAUGGUCCCAUUCCCGCGCCUACAUUUCUUCGUCCCUGGAUUUGCUCCGCUGUUUGCACGUGAUUCCGCUGCUUAUCGUUCAUUCACGGUGUCCGAACUAACGCAGCAGGUAUUUGAUUCGAAGAAUAUGAUGGCGGCAUGUGAUCCCAGACAUGGACGAUAUCUCACCGCUGCGGUCAUGUACCGGGGACAUAUGCCGAUGCGUGUAUGUUUAUUUUUAAACUUUGCGUCACUUUCAUUUUGUUCCAUUCGUAGGCGGAUUCACGGAGGGCUAGCGCCACAGGCACCAGUUCUACAAAAGUCCGGGUCUAAAGGUAAAGCUGAAGGAAACUCUCUCCCCCAUCCUCGUCCCCUUCCCCCUCCUCCUCCAAGAAGUCCGUCCUGAAU
This is a messenger RNA of Gongylonema pulchrum, 464 nucleotides long. The record is from the annotation of a GenBank genome assembly. Lineage: Eukaryota; Metazoa; Nematoda; Chromadorea; Rhabditida; Gongylonematidae.